Messenger RNA from Vigna radiata var. radiata (mung bean), 3024 nucleotides. RefSeq lists its product as uncharacterized. The transcript has 5 exons. Gene Ontology annotation, biological process: post-transcriptional regulation of gene expression. Gene Ontology annotation, cellular component: cytoplasm. The coding region runs from base 407 to 2725 and encodes 772 amino acids. NCBI's taxonomy places the organism in Eukaryota, Viridiplantae, Streptophyta, Magnoliopsida, Fabales, Fabaceae. The record is from RefSeq and is a predicted model, not a curated record. Gene Ontology annotation, molecular function: mRNA binding.
AUGGCCUGUGAGACUACGCUGAGUGUGUACGCCUACGGUUCCAAGUGACCGCAUGUAAAUCUUCAAUAUUUGCAUGCUUCACCAACUCCCCUCAGACAAUACCCAUUACCCAAAUAAUAUGAUUUUCUCAAAAUGCAAAUGCAAAUGCAAUCCCAAUUCUCUUCUUAAUAACAAAGAACCUAACUUUUUCAGUUUUUACAACCACUGAGCGCAACCCAGAUGACCCCAGGCUUCUAAUUUCUGAUGGGAUUGUGUUAUUUACUCUCUUUUAAUCGAUGUCUGAAAUGGGUUUUCUGAUUCAUGGAGUCUUUUGAUUGUUGUGUGUGAGUUUGGUUUGUUGUUGUUUUUUUCUUUUGUUUUUUUGGUUGUGUUCUGUCACUGGUUGUUGGUGUGUGAAAGCAUUGAGAUGGGGAAAGAGAUGUUGGAGAAUGUGAAGGACGAUGGGGGCCUUGAAGAGCUUGAGAUGUUGCUGAAUGAGAUCCCUCAGGCAACAUCAAACAAUCUUUACCAGGGGAAAUCAUAUGAUGUUAAUGAUGGUGAUGAUCAUCAUAAUCAUGGUUUUUUUGUGUCUAAUGGAAUGUGUGGUGUGUGUGAUGAUGACCCAUUUAGUCAGAUUCAGUAUCCAUGUGUCUCGUCUCCUGCGAGUGGUUUUUCUCUGCAAUCUGAUGGUUCUUCCUCAAGCUUGUUCUCUUCUGGACAUGCUUUGUCUGACACUGGAUCACCAACCCCUCCUCCAUUGGAGGAUCUUAAAUCCACCAUGCCUUCUGGAGGUUCUUCUUCUUACCCUAAUAACCGUUUCAUCACACCUGAUUCAACUGUUUUUAAUAAUGCCAAUGGAGGUUUGCUUGAUGAAUUUGGCCUGUGUGCCAAUUUGAGUCGAAUGCAUAUCAGCAAUCAACAAGAGAGGCCUUGUGAUUUCAAGGAACAUUCGAUGGGCAUGAAUAGGCCACUGUUUCCAGAAUGUUCGUUCACUGGAAAUGGUCCCAGCAAUGUUCACACAAACGGGGCACAUUGCAGUUUCAGGAGAGGUUCUUUGGAUUGUGUUGGGGUUCAAGCCCCUGUGCCCUUGAGCCCUGUAAAUCAUGAUGGUGAAAUGAAUAUGGCCUUGUCGGGGUUGACCCGGGACUAUAGAAUGGCUAAUUUAUUUGGAUCAAGACAGUGUGCUGAAAGGACUGAGACAAUGCUUUCUCAAUUAAAUGACUUUAGUGGUUCAUUGAAGUCUCCAUGCCAUCAGACAAGGCAGCUGAUGAAUAACUACUAUAGUGGAGGAAGUCGAAGCCAGCCACCGGAGUACACUCCUUUGAGUAUAAAUCCAGUGGUUGAUGCGUUACUUUAUGCUCAGAAUAAUGGAAUGCAUCUAACUGAAGAAACAGCCAUGCAAAGAUGGCCUACCUCUCCCCAGUUUGUUAAUUUAAGACCUUAUUUGGGUGUUCAAGAUUUACUGCAGUAUAGCCGUUCUGUGCCUAAUAAUGCAAGAGCUGUCCCUCUAUCAAAUGCUAGAAUCCCACAAGGAAAUAUUGAUGCAAUUGCUAGUGAGGGAAGCUUCAUCAUACAAGGUGAAGGUGUAAAUUAUGUUGCUGGCAGAGGUUCGGAUUCUUCCAUGUAUCACAGUAAGUCUGCACUACGGGGCACUAGCUUUGAUAAGCAUUGCAAGAGAUCAGAGCUAGGCAUGCCUUACCAGGUUGUAGGAAAUUUUGACAAUCCUAGGAGUGCCAGGAUAGGUUGCUCCUUACCUUUGGUGCCCAAAUACAAUUCUCUAGCUGAAGCUCAAGGUUAUAUAUAUUUAAUGGCUAAAGAUCAGCAUGGCUGUAGGUUCUUGCAAAAAAUGUUUGAUGAGGGUACACCGGAUGAUGUUCAAGUGAUAUUUAACGAGAUCAUUGAUCAUGUAGUGGAACUUAUGGUGAAUCCUUUUGGAAAUUACCUUAUGCAGAAGUUAUUAGAUGUAUGCAAUGAAGAACAGAGGAUGCAAAUCCUUCUAAUCCUUACUGAAGAACCGGGUCAGCUUGUCAGAAUCUCUUUAAACACUCAUGGCACUCGUGUGGUACAGAAGCUUAUUGAGUCUCUCAAAACUAGGCAGCAAAUUUCAUUAGCUGUUUCAGCUCUUGAACCAGGAUUUUUGGCUCUCAUUAAAGACCUAAAUGGAAACCAUGUGGUUCAGCGCUGUUUGCUGUGUUUGAGCAAUGAAGAUAACAAGUUUAUAUUUGUUGCUGCUGCAAAGUAUUGUGUUGACAUUGCAACUCACCAACAUGGAUGUUGUGUUCUGCAAAGAUGCAUUGGCCAUUCCAGCGGGGAGUACCGAGAAAAACUGAUUGAAGAAAUAUGCGCUAAUGCACUUCUGCUAGCUCAAGAUCAAUACGGAAAUUAUGUUGUUCAGUUUAUCUUGGACUUAAAGAUUCCAUCUGCCACCGCAUAUAUAAGGUCGCAAUUUGAAGGUAACUACGUGCACCUGUCAAGGCAGAAGUUUGGUAGUCACGUGGUUGAAAAAUGUCUGGCUGUAUUCAAUGAUGAAAAUCGAUCAAGAGUCAUUCUGGAGCUGCUGUCCACUCCUCACUUCGAACACUUGCUUCAAGAUCCACAUGCAAACUAUGUUGUUCAAUCAGCUCUUCGAAAUUCUGAGGGCCGUCUGCACAAUGUACUAGUUGAAGCAAUUGAGUCCCACAAAGCCAUUUCUCGAAACAGCCCAUAUUCCAAGAAGAUUUUCUCGCAGAAGUUUCUGAAGAAAUGAUGUACAUUCUCCCCUUGUGCAAGAAGGGUUCUUGUUGUUUAGGUCUGCCACAAAAGUUUAUGUAUGUUUUGGAUGGUUAUUUAACUGUAAGUUGAAAUGCUGAUAACCAUACAAAGGAGUUAAGGUCUGUUUAUAAGUGCUUGUCCAUCUGCUCAGCUAAUUAUGGAAAAAAGGGGAAGAGCAGAAAUUUUGCUCACGUUUUAGAUCUUUUGCAUGUACUAUUUUCUUGUAUUUCAACUUAUUGGGUAAUAUUAUCAUGUUAAUUAUGCUACUCUCACUCUGUGGGAAUGAUGGUGUGU